AUGACUCGGGAACUGGCGGGCUGCAAGGUCGACAUCGCCGCACUCAGCGAGGCCCGACUCUCCGAACAAGGCCAACUGGAGGAGGUGGGUGCCGGCUAACCUUCUUCUGGAGCGGUCGACCCAGGGCAGAGGGACGGGACGCGGAUGUCGCCUUCGCCAUCCGGAACGACAUCGUGGGACGACUGCUCUGCUUGUUGCAGGGCAUCAACGAUCGCCUGAUGAGCCUCCGUCUGACACUCUGGGAAGGCAAUUUCGCCACCACCAUCAACGCCUACGCUCCGCCGAUGAGCAGUCCCGACGCCGCCGCCGCUGCCGCUGCCGCAAGAGACAAAUUCUACGUGGACCUGCACGCUCUCUUGGUAACUGUGUCGAAGGCGGGCAAGUUUAUUGUCCUUGGUGGCUUCAACGUCCGCGUCAGCACAGACCAUGCUGCCUGAAGAGGAGUGCUGGGUCCCCAUGGUCUCUGCAGUUCAAAUGAAAAUGGGCUGCUGCUUCUCCGCACCUACGCCGAACACCGCACCAUUCUAACGAACACCUUCUUCUGUCUGCCGGAGCGAGAGAAGGCCACCUGGAGGCAUCCUCGGUCGCGUCAGUGGCACCUGCUGGACUAUGUCCUCGACCGGAGGCGAGAUCAGCGGGGCGUGCUGAUGCCAACAGCGAUCGCGAGCGCUGACGGGUGGACCAACCAUCGUCUCGUCAUCUCGAAGAUGAGUAUUCGCCUACAGCCUCGCAGGAGACCUCAAGGUAAGCGACCCCCUGGUAACCUGAAUGUUGCCUUACUUUCUUUGCCCGCUCACCAUCUCUAUUUCAGCAAUGAGCUAGCUCAAAGGCUAGACAAGCUUCCUAUCGCUGCCGCCGCCGACGCCGCCGCUGCCGAAAACGCCUCCGUGGAGAACCGACGGUGCCAACUAAGAGACACGGUCCAGACGACGGCGCUGGCCGACCUCGGUCUCGCACGCCGCCAACACCAGGACUGGUUCAACGACAACGACGCCGUCAUCAGCAAUCUGCAGGCUGAGAAGAACCGCCUACACAACGCCUACGUAGACCACCCCAUUGACGAAAACAGAGCUGCUUUUUACCGCAGUCGCCGCCACCUUCAGCAAUGA
Messenger RNA from Spirometra erinaceieuropaei, 1109 nucleotides. NCBI's taxonomy places the organism in Eukaryota, Metazoa, Platyhelminthes, Cestoda, Diphyllobothriidea, Diphyllobothriidae. The record is from the annotation of a GenBank genome assembly.